This is a messenger RNA of Mesitornis unicolor (brown roatelo), 473 nucleotides long. It is a transcript of the gene RAB23, whose product is annotated as RAB23, member RAS oncogene family. The transcript is spliced from 4 exons. Gene Ontology annotation, biological process: regulation of exocytosis; protein secretion; neurotransmitter receptor transport to postsynaptic membrane. Gene Ontology annotation, molecular function: GTP binding; GTPase activity. Lineage: Eukaryota; Metazoa; Chordata; Aves; Mesitornithiformes; Mesitornithidae. Gene Ontology annotation, cellular component: synaptic vesicle; plasma membrane; dendritic spine. The annotation marks the transcript as partial. The record is from RefSeq and is a predicted model, not a curated record.
GAGCCCAGGCCUGUGUUCUGGUGUUUUCCACCACGGACAGGGAGUCCUUCAAGGCCAUCCCCACCUGGAAGGAGAAGGUUGUGAGCGAGGUUGGAGACGUUCCCACCGUGCUGGUGCAGAACAAGAUCGAUCUCCUCGACGACUCCUGCGUAAAGAACGAAGAGGCCGAAGCGCUGGCGAAAAAGCUAAAAUUGAGGUUCUACCGAGCGUCCGUGAAGGAAGACCUGAACGUAACCGAAGUGUUUAAGUAUCUGGCUGACAAGUACCUCCAGAGGCUGAAGCAGCAAACAGCCGAAGACCCAGAGCUGGUGCACGCGAGCAGUAACAAGAUUGGUGUUUUUAACACGGCGGGCGGGAGCCACCCCCGCCAAAACUCCUGCGCCCUGAACGGCGGGGACGUCGUCAACCUGCGGCCGAACAAGCAGAGGACCAAGAGGAGCCGAGGGCUCUUCAGCAGCUGCAGCGUGGCCUAG